Messenger RNA from Rotaria sordida, 1230 nucleotides. The record is from the annotation of a GenBank genome assembly. NCBI's taxonomy places the organism in Eukaryota, Metazoa, Rotifera, Eurotatoria, Philodinida, Philodinidae.
AUGGUUCUUUCUGAAAAACAAAAAUAUGAACUUAAUCAAGCUAUUGCUGAUUAUCUAAUAACAAAUGGUUAUACUGUAGCAUGUAAAGAAUUUUGUAGAGAAGCAAAUAUUUCCAUAAAUGAAAAUGCUGAAAAAAAAGAUCAAUUAGAAAAAAAAUGGACUUCAGUUAUACGAUUACAGAAAAAAGUUAUGGACCUCGAGUUAAAACUACAAGACGCACUUCAAGAAGUAACAACAGGUGGACCAACAAGAGAAAAACGUUCACCUGGCGAAUGGAUACCUCGACCACCUGAAAAAUUUGAAUUAAAAGGUCAUCGUGAUACGGUGACACAUGUUGUCUUUCAUCCAACUUUUGAUAUUAUUGCAUCAGCUAGUGAAGAUGCUACAAUCAAAAUUUGGGAUUAUGAUUCAGGUGAACAUGAACGAACAUUAAAAGGUCAUACAGCACCGGUGCAAGAUAUUGCUUUUGAUCAUACAGGCAAAUGGCUAGUAUCAUGUUCGGCUGAUAUGAGUGUUCGAUUAUGGGAUUUUCAAACAUACCAAUGUGUGAAAACAAUGCAUGGUCAUGAUCAUAACGUGUCUUCAGUAACAUUUACACCUAGUGGUGAUCAUAUUAUAUCAUGUAGUCGUGAUAAAACAAUUAAAAUUUGGGAAGUAUCAACCGCAUUUUGUAUUAAAACUCUUAUUGGUCAUCGAGAAUGGGUACGUAUGGUACGUGUUUAUCAAGAUGGAACACUUAUUGCAAGUUCAUCAGUUGAUCAUACUAUAAGAAUAUGGUCAUUACCAAGUGGUGAAUGUAAAAGUGAAUUACGUGGUCACGAUAAUGUUAUUGAAUGUAUUGCUUGGGCACCUGAUUCCGCUGGACCACAUAUAUUAGAACCUGUUCCUAAUGGUGGAAUUGAGACACAAAAACGUUCUGGUCCUUACCUUGUAUCCGGUGCACGUGAUAAGACAAUACGAAUGUGGGAAGUUACCAGUGGAUUAUGUUUAUUUAUAUUAACUGGUCAUGAUAAUUGGGUUCGUGGUCUACUCUUUCAUCCAGGUGGAAAAUAUCUAUUGAGUUGUUCUGAUGAUAAAACUCUACGUGUAUGGGAUAUAAAACAUAAACGAAAUAUAAAAACUAUCGAUGCUCACACUCAUUUUUGCACUUCACUUGAUAUGCAUCGAAAUAAACCAUAUGUGAUUACUGGGAGUGUGGAUACAUCAGUUAAAGUAUGGGAAUGUCGUUAG